This is a messenger RNA of Ixodes scapularis (black-legged tick), 771 nucleotides long. RefSeq lists its product as uncharacterized. The coding region runs from base 46 to 738 and encodes 230 amino acids. Gene Ontology annotation, molecular function: sodium channel activity. Gene Ontology annotation, biological process: sodium ion transport. Gene Ontology annotation, cellular component: membrane. The record is from RefSeq and is a predicted model, not a curated record. NCBI's taxonomy places the organism in Eukaryota, Metazoa, Arthropoda, Arachnida, Ixodida, Ixodidae. The transcript is spliced from 5 exons.
AGCAGGCAGUUGUGUCGCGGAGGGUCAGUCGAGCUUCACAGGGACAUGGAGAAACGCUCGGCUUGGUCACUGGCGUGUAGCGUCCUGCUGGGCGUACUUUGCACCGUGGGUUUUUUCUACCAGGCCAACUCUGUGAUGCAGACGUACCUGGACCACCCGUACCAAUCGGUGAUGACCGCAGACAAGCGCCAGGGUCUCGUUUUUCCCUCAGUCACCAUCUGUACUGGCAGCUGGAUAAACAAGAAUUCGAGCGGCUGUAGGGAAAACCCACGACUGUGUACAAAAUAUCAACAGGAAAUGGUUUUCGGAGUGUUCCGGGCCCAGUACGAGCCAGCUUUGCGGUGGAAGAUAUCCCACGCACCGCACGAGUUGUUCGAGUGCCGCAUGCGAUCUACCACUCCCACGUGUGGGUCCUUCGACUGCAGAAAACACAUUAGGAUCACAUAUCUGAGGCUGCCCAUCCAGCUCUGCUACACUCUGGACAGCACCCGCUACGGCGCUCCGGAGACCGAGUUGGGAAAGUGCGACACUCCGUGGCUGUACGAGCUGGAAGCCAAGAUGACCGUGGAUCCGGCGCAAACUCUGCGGCUCAUGCACACGGUGCCGUUCCCGGUGUUUGUGCAGCCGCCGGGGCACUGCGUGCCCGAGCGCGUGGCGCCCGUGGCCCUGGAGCUGAACCAGAUCUACCACAUCGCCGUCAAACAGGCAAACCUCGCUCACGGAGUGUCUCUGGCGUAGGGCCGGCCUGGGCGCCAUCAAAAGGGGAGCGCC